Molecule: messenger RNA, 4598 nt
Organism: Mauremys mutica (yellowpond turtle)
Lineage: Eukaryota; Metazoa; Chordata; Testudines; Geoemydidae
Gene: TRERF1
Product: transcriptional regulating factor 1
Exons: 19
Coding region: 853-4392 (1179 amino acids)
Biological process (GO): negative regulation of DNA-templated transcription; regulation of transcription by RNA polymerase II
Cellular component (GO): histone deacetylase complex; transcription regulator complex
Molecular function (GO): transcription corepressor activity
Source: RefSeq, a predicted model, not a curated record
UCCCGCAGCCAGCAGCCAGCAGACCCCGCGCCGGGGGCGGAGCCACGAGGCAGAGAGAGGCUCAGGUCUGGGGCGCGCUGCACCAAUACAAGCCGGCCCAGGAGAGCGGCUCCCUGUGUGUGACCCUCCCCCCGCUGUGCAGUCAUGGCGUGUGAGGCCGGGGAAACUCUCCCCAGAGCUCCCAGGGCGCCCUAGCAGCCCCCGGCCUCGCCACCUCCCCGGCCCAGGAGAGGAAAAUAAUUUGACAGCGAUUUGCUGACACUGGGAUUUUGCAUCAGAGAUUACAAGAAAGAACCCCCCCAACAACCUCUCCCCCGAUCACCAGACUGGGCGCCCAAAGGGGGAUCAUGCAAAAGAUUUCUAUCCUGGGUUGGAUAUGAACUCUCAGUGCGUGGGGUGACACUCAGAUUUGAUGACUAUAACAUACCAUGGGAGCCACGCAUGUCCAUCACCAUCUGGGAGAAGCCAGCUCAGGAAGACAUUAGAAAGUUGAUCUCAAUAAUACAACAACAGGUUGGUACACAAGUAAUCAGUGUCUGCGUGACAGUGAUGGCGACAUUGUAGACUAUACACAAGAGGACCACAUGCCCCACCCCCCAAGCUGGAGGUACCUGGCAUAGUGAAUCUAUUGUUUUCGUUUAAGAUUUGCGUUUUGGACUUUUUCAAAGAUGUGAAGCAGCAUCAAUCUGAAAUUGGAAUUGCAAACAGACCAGAAGGAGUUAGUCCUUGUCAUGUAAAUGGACAAGCUGAAUAAUAACAAAUUCUAGCAAUUUUUUUUCGUACUUGGAAUAUCUCAGGGUCUACAUGUUUAUGGUUUUUGUGCCUGUAAGAUCAGGAUAAAGGUGACCAAAAAUGGGGGACCAGCAGUUGUACAAACCUAACCACACUGCCAACAGCAAUGAGAAUUUGUAUUACCAACCGCACCAAAUGAACACUCUCCCCCCUUUAAAUCACAGCUAUGGAACAUCAGGCAUGGAUGCUUCUCAGGCUUCUCCCCUCUCUCCCCAAUUCCCCCAGGAUUCAAGAGACAGCAUAGCUUUGAAUGUAGGUUCAAAAAAUAUUGGGUCAGCGGACUCCUCUAGACAAACAAGUUGGACACAUACUGGCUCAGGAAACCAUGUUCCGGUAAGGAACAAUCAGAAUGCCAUGUGGAGCCCAUUAGGGCAGAGUGAAUCUCCUGACGGAUACCAAUAUUCGUAUUCUCAAGCCAAUGAACUUCGGUCACAAAAACUUACUAGUGGAGUUUUACAUAAAUUGGACUCCUUUACACAAGUAUUUGCUAACCAAAAUUUAAGAAUUCAAGUCAACAAUAUGGCUCAGGUCUUGCAUGCUCAAUCUUCAGUGAUGGAUAAUGCCAGUGACAGUGCACUUAGACAGCUGCUGUCUCAGAAGCCUGCUGUUGAGCAACAAUCUGUAACUUCCACUGUGCAAAGAUAUCAGCAAGGGCCACAGCAAGUACACCAGAAUUUUGCAAGCACUCAGCAAAAGCAAGUCAUGCAGCACCAACAACAGUUGUAUUAUGAUUACCAGCAACACUUAUCUCAGCUACAAAUGCAUUCUGCAAUGCAACAAGGACAACCACAUGUGCAACAAAUGCAGUCUCAGCAGCUGUUACCGCAACAGAUACAACAGUUGCAGCAGACUCAAUAUUAUAUGCAGCAACAGCCACAGCAGGGACAGCAGCGGCUCUCAAUACAAGAGAUCCAGCAGCAGCAGCAACAAAGUCGACAGCAACAGCAGAGGCAGUGUCCAAUGCAAAUAGCUCAGUAUUAUCAAACACAACCAGUUAUGCAGCAGUUACAGUUGCAGCAGCAGCAACAACAACAGAUGCAACUGCAUCUUCCUGCCUAUCAUAGGGAUUCUGACCCAAAAACCGUGCAUGAAACACACCAGUACUCCCAGGAUCAAGCUCAUCCUGUACAGCUUAUACAGUUGGGAACAAUGCCUCAGUAUUUCUAUCAGGAUCCACAGCAGCAGUAUAGGCAUUUGUAUCCACAAAGUGUAUUGCAACAACAGCAGCAACAAGAAGACACUGAUCUGCAAAAGCAAUACCAGAAUGACAAUAGGUCUCAAGUUCUGAUGAACUCCCACGUUGGCCUGAGUGUGGCAGAGGCAAUAGAGGAUACUACACGGCAGGAAAUUAAUUCUGUAGGUAACGCUGGCUCUCAUCGAAAUCUUUUAGCACCAUCGAGUAUCCAUCUAAAUAACAAAGGGUCCCAGCAAGAGUCUCCUAGUGCUAUUUGGCCUCAGCAGAUUCAACUGUCUGAUGGCAGACUGCAGCAGCCACUGUCCCCUGAGCCAAGUGGCCCAAACAAAGGAACGUUUCCCGAGAGAUCCCAUAUAAAGAGCAAGCUAACAUGUUCAAUAUGCUUGAAGGAAUUUAAGAGUUUACCAGCACUAAAUGGUCACAUGAGAUCACAUGGAGGAGUAAGAGCAUCUCCUAAUUUUAAACAGGAUGAAGGAGAGAAACCGCCACAACAGCAGCCGCCUAAAGAGGUGGAUAGCCUCGCGCCUAUCGUCAUGCCCGUUUCUGUCCCUGUAAAGCUUCUGUCGCCUGAGCCCAGUGCGCAGCCCGCUACCAACAGUACCACAGUCAAAGACAAGCCUGCCAAUUCUGUGUCAGAUGACGAGAUGCCAGUUCUCAUGAAGAUGACUUACUCUCCACCGUGCAGUCCAAAAGUGGCCACCCCCUGCUCAUCUUCUGAACUUAGCAGAAAACAGCCUCAAAGUGCUGCAAAAUUGGAAGAAGACUUCAAAUCCCUGCAGGACAAGAAAAAAUAUCGACAUAGACCUGAACCACUCUUCAUACCUCCUCCUUCCUUCAACUUCAGUGCAUCUUACUCAGGAGCUACGCUGUAUCAAAGCCAACUUCGCUCUCCCCGCAUUCUAGGAGAUCAUCUCCUAGACAGGACACAUGCGUUUCCUCCCUAUACCCCACCACCUAUGCUUAGCCCAGUACGCCAAGGAUCUGGGCUCUUCAGCAGCGUUAUCACAUCUCAUAAUGCAUCUCACCCCCAGCUGCCACUUACUCCUUUAACACCCACUCCACGGGUGCUCCUAUGUCGAUCUAAUAGUAUUGAUGGAAGCAGCAUUCCAGUGACUCCAGGGCCUGGAGAACAGACUGUUGAUAUAGAACCACAGAUCAAUAUUGGAUCAAGAUUCCAGGCUGAUAUUCCUGAACUUCAAGACCGAUCAUCAAUGGGGAGAGAUAUGCACAAGGCAACUUUGGUUUGGAAACCAUGGCCAGAACUGGAAAACAAAGUCUUCCAACAAAGAGUGGAAGACCUUUUAAAUAUGUGCUGUUCAAGCGUGUUACCUGGUGGAGGAACUAACUCAGAAUAUGCAUUGCACUCCCUCUUUGAGUCCAAAGGGGAUAUUAUGGUUGCCCUGGAAAUGCUGCUGUUGAGGAAGCCAGUAAGAUUGAAGUGUCAUCCUUUGGCAAAUUACCAUUAUGCUGGAUCUGACAUGUGGACACCUCUAGAAAGAAGGCUGUUUAACAAAGCAUUAUCCACUUACAGCAAAGAUUUUAUUUUUGUACAGAAAAUGGUUAAGUCUAAGACAGUUGCACAGUGUGUGGAAUACUACUAUACUUGGAAGAAAAUCAUGCGUCUGGGACGGAAACACAGAACACGUCUAGCAGAAAUAAGAGAUGAAUGCCUGACAAGUGGGGAAGAGGAAGAUUUAGAGGAUGAGGAGGAGAUGGAAGAAGAAAGAAAAUCUGUAAAAGAAGAGGAAAGUGAAAUGCAGAAAUCUCCUGAACCACCACCUAUAGCUCUUGGUGCACCUGUAGACCUGCCACCCCUUCAAAGUCUUACAUUUUCUGCAGCCUCUUUUAUCUGUGAAAUGCCAAACUGUGGUGCUGUGUUCAGCUCCAGACAAGCACUAAAUGGCCAUGCUCGCAUUCAUGGUGGUACAAACCAGGUGACAAAACCACGAUGCACCGUUCCAGGUACAAAGCAAAAAUCUGCCACGCAGAGUGGAUACUGCUCAGUCAAGAGUUCCCCUGCCCACAGCACAACAAGUGGCGAGACGGACCCAACAACAAUAUUUCCUUGUAAAGAGUGUGGCAAGGUGUUUUUCAAAAUCAAAAGUCGCAAUGCUCAUAUGAAGACCCACAGACAACAGGAAGAACAGCAAAGGCAGAAGGCUCAGAAAGCUGCUGUUGCAGCAGAAAUGGCAGCUGCUAUUGCAAGAACUACUGGGCCAGUUGGACAUGAUGUGAUCCCUCUGGAUCACUUGAGUUUGAUUAAACAUGUUGAGCAUGUAGGCGACCUUGAAGAUGAUGUUGUUCAGGAGUUAGGAGAUGUCAUGGAAGAGACUGAAGUCAUGAAUGCUGACCUCUUGUUGGAUGAUGAAGAUGCAGAUUUACUUCAGGAUGAUGCUGAGUUGUAAAUGUAGAGUUGUCACAUGCAGACAGCUACUGAAAACAUCCUGAAUGUAUCAGUCAGGAAACCUGGACAACCUGUUUAUUUCCCAUUGAUUUUAAACUACCUGUUUAAAAAUGGUAAUUCUUUUAUCCAGGUCUAGGGAAAAGAUACGCUUCCCACCCAUUUUUUAAUCAGUUUGUUUGUUGGGGAAAAAUAAAUAAUUGGCACAAA